ACCCGAAAACAAAACCAAAACCAAAUAAAAAAGUUUAUAAUUUUGGAUACAGGACACAAUGGUGGCCGAAGGUGGCUGACAGGUACACGUGGCAUUCUUACAUUGGUGAGAGUGUUAAAAGAUCAAGAAAAACGAUUAAAAGGACUAUGGAAAAGAAAUAUGGUCUGUGGAGAGAUGGUGGGUAGGGCUGGGUGUGGAUUUACCUGCCCUUAAACUGUUUCCAAUGUUGGUCAGAUUGGUCACAAGUCAAGUCUCUCUCUCUCUCUAUCUAUUUUUCUCUCUCUGUUUUUCUCUGUUUCUAAACCCACACACAUAGAGACUAAAGGUGGGAGGGACAGCCACUGCCUUUGCUUUCUGCUCCAGCCCCCACACACUGAUUGAGAUAUAACACAAACCCCCAUUGUCUCCUCCUCUGCUUCCAAACCCAUAUCCUAUCUCCAUAUUAACCUCUUUUCCCAAGAUCUCCAUUUUCAUAUAUAGAUAUAUUUGUUUUUCUUUUUUUCUCUUUGUUUCUCUGUUAUUGUUUGUCUCUGUUUAGCUUUGUCAUUUUUUAUUUUUCUUUGUUCCUGUUACAGUUAGGUGGGGCUGUUUACCUUCUUUUUGUCAGGAUUCUCUAAUGCCAGUCCACUAUCACUCCUACACAAAUUCUUAAAAAUAAAAAAAAAAAAAAAAAAAAGUUUUAGAAAAACCAAGAAUAAAUCACCCACCAUCUCCAACACAGCCACUACUACUAAUACUACUAAGUAAGAAUAAAAACUGAAAACCCAAAUCUCUUGUUUUGUUUAUCUUUCUUUCUAAGUCAUAGCCAUACCCAACCUUCUUGGACUUUGGCUAGCUCUCUCUCCCUUUUGCCCCAAGUUUAUUUUUUUCUUUUACACAGAUGAAGACAAUCAUGGCUAAGACUCCACAUGACUCUUCUUUCUCUUUCUCUAGGAGAUAUUUCCACUGGAAGAAGAAGCUUGUAGAGGAUGAAGAAGAUGAUGAAGAAGAAAUUUUGAACUUCACCAAUUCAUCUUCACACUUCUGUGAGGAUCAUACUGCGAUAAUCUCUGCACCACUACCACCACCAUCAGUUGCAGCAGCAAAGAAGAAGCUUUCAAAAGGGUCGGUUUCAAAGCUGAAAUCGGCUCUGGCUCUCACAGUGUUUCGCAAAACUACACGAUCAUCACACUUCCAUUCGAACCUCGGUACAAAAGUUGUGGGAACACUAUUUGGAUACAGACGUGGACAUGUUCAUCUUGCAUUUCAAGAAGAUCCCAAGUUGAAUCCUGCUUUUCUUAUCGAAUUGGCAACACCAACGAGUGUUCUGGUUCGAGAAAUGGCAUCUGGGUUGGUCAGGAUAGCAUUGGAAUGCGAGAAGAAAACAGAGAAGAAAGCUCUGAAAUUGCUCCAGGAACCACUUUGGAGGACCUAUUGCAAUGGUAAAAAAUGUGGGUUUGGAAUGAAAAGGGAAUGUGGUACUGAGGAAUUGAAAGUUUUGAAAGCUGUGGAACCGAUUUCAAUGGGUGCUGGUGUUUUACCAGGUGGUCACGGUGGGUGUGAUGGGAAUGGAGGUGGGUCCGAUGGUGAGCUAAUGUAUAUGAGAGCCAGGUUUGAACGAGUUGUGGGGUCCAAGGAUUCAGAGGCAUUUUAUAUGAUGAACCCAGAUGGUUCAGGAGGACCAGAACUCAGUAUUUACUUGCUUAGAGUAUAGUUUUAGUGUACUCCAUUAAAAACAGUAUUUUCUUUUUCUUUUCUUUUUUUUUUUUUUUUUUUUUUAAGCUUAAGCUAAAGUGGUUAGCCCAAAUCCAAAAUUUUCAAUUUCUCUAUGUUUCUGGCUACUGCUACUCUUUUUUCUCACAUUUUGGUGAUAAUGGAGCUAGCUAGGUUUUAUAACCCUUUAUGGCCUCUUUUAUGUCUUGGUUUAAAAACUUUAGGUUAUGGGGGUUGCUAUGGCUUUAUAAAUGGCAUGAACUUAUCAUAGGUUGGUGAUGAGGUACUUUAUGUGUAUGUAUAGCAUGUCUUUCUCAUUAUAUAAAACUUGAGCUUCCAUCAUGAAAUUUUUAGCUGACUCUAUUAAUUUUUGUUGUAAAACGUUUGCCUAUAAAA
Ziziphus jujuba (common jujube) is the source of this 2088-nucleotide messenger RNA. Its product is annotated as protein MIZU-KUSSEI 1. The transcript has a single exon. Gene Ontology annotation, biological process: hydrotropism. Bases 881 to 1693 code for a protein of 270 amino acids. NCBI's taxonomy places the organism in Eukaryota, Viridiplantae, Streptophyta, Magnoliopsida, Rosales, Rhamnaceae. The record is from RefSeq and is a predicted model, not a curated record.